AUGGGGGGGCUGAUGUGGAGCCUGUGCGCCCUACUCUACCUCUCCCUGUGGGAGGGAAGUUCCUGUCAGAGUUCUGGUGAAACCCGGCGGACUAAAGAGACAUCUCUUCACAGAAGUAAAAGAGCUCCCGUAGAUCCCGAUGUCAAAAAGUGUUCCUACACCUUCCUGGUGCCUGAGCAGAAAAUUACAGGUCCAAUCUGUGCCAGCUCCACGGGCCCCGAGCCAGACAAAGACAGAGUGACCCGCAUGGACCUUGCAGACGUGCGAGAAGUACUGAACAAACAGCGGCGCGAGAUCGACACGCUACAGCUGGUGGUGGAUGUGGACGGCAACCUAGUGAAUGAGAUGAAGCUGCUGAGGAAAGAGAGUAGGAACAUGAACUCCAGAGUGACCCAGCUCUACAUGCAGCUGCUGCAUGAGAUCAUCAGGAAGCGAGACAACUCCCUGGAGCUGGCCCAGCUGGAGAACCGCGUCCUCAACGUGACCUCUGAGAUGAUGCGUCUGAACUCCAGGUACAGGGAGUUGGAGGCCCGCUUUGCCAGCAUGGCUGGGGUGGUCAACAACCAGUCCGUUCUCAUCUCAGCCUUGGAGGAGCACUGCCUGAGGCCCGUGGGGCGCAGCGAUCUGCCUGCGGUACCUCCGCUGGUUCAGGUGGUGCCGCAGAAUAUCCCUGUCAACAACCGCUUCACCAAUGAAAUACAGCGGGACCACAACAACCAGGCUUUUUCGCGAGGAUCACGUACGAACUCGCCCACUCCAAGCCCCUUUGGAAAUGAACCUCCGCCGCCGCAGGGAACACUCACUUCUGACGGUCCAUUCAAGGACUGCUUCCAGGUGAGGAAAGCUGGUCACACCACUAGUGGGAUAUACCUGCUGAAGACUGACGGAAGCGAGCGUCUGAUCCAAGUAUGGUGCGAACACGGCCUCGACAACGGCGGCUGGACCGUGUUGCAGAGGAGGCGAGAUGGCUCGGUCAACUUCUUUCGCAACUGGGAAAACUACAAGAGAGGCUUCGGUAACAUUGACGGCGAACACUGGCUCGGUCUAGAGAAUAUAUACAACCUGGGCAAGCAGGGUGACUAUAAACUGAUGGUGGAGCUGGAGGACUGGAAUGGCAAGAAGGUGUACGCCGAGUACGGCAGCUUCCGCCUGGAGUCGGAGAGCGAAGGCUACCGUCUAAGGCUGGGGGCCUACCAGGGCAAUGCUGGUGACUCCUUCACUAGCCACAACGGGAAACAGUUCACCACGCUGGACCGGGACAAGGACGCGUUUUCAGGAAACUGCGCCCACUUCCACAAGGGUGGCUGGUGGUAUAAUGCGUGCGGCCAGACCAACCUGAAUGGCGUCUGGUACAGCGGUGGAGUUUACCGCAGCAAGUUUCAGGAUGGGAUCUUCUGGGCUGAAUACGGAGGGGGAUUCUACUCGCUCAAAUCCGUGCGCUUGAUGAUCCGACCUAUUGACUAG
Messenger RNA from Nerophis lumbriciformis (worm pipefish), 1464 nucleotides. NCBI's taxonomy places the organism in Eukaryota, Metazoa, Chordata, Actinopteri, Syngnathiformes, Syngnathidae. The record is from RefSeq and is a predicted model, not a curated record.